Messenger RNA from Lepisosteus oculatus (spotted gar), 3249 nucleotides. Its product is annotated as protein rapunzel-like. NCBI's taxonomy places the organism in Eukaryota, Metazoa, Chordata, Actinopteri, Semionotiformes, Lepisosteidae. The record is from RefSeq and is a predicted model, not a curated record.
CUGAUCUUGGCUGGAGACCUGAGUGAGUGUGAAGCACUUUGUUGGGCUGUAGCACUUGUGAAGAUCACCUGAAGGCCAGAAGAUAAAAGGACCAAUGAUGGAGUGCGUGGAAGAAUGGGUGAUGGAAAACAAGGAGAAGAUCGAGUUGGAAUUGGAAAUCAUGGGGAAAGGAUAUGACUUUUUUGCCACUACAGCUGGAAAACUGAACCCCGUCCUGGAGGCUGUUUUAAUUUUUUCCAAAGAGAUUCUCAGCAACCCAGAGAGCAAAGAUGUGAAGUAUUUGACCGAGCUGUUUGAGAAGGUCAACCAGAAAUUAGAAGCUGUUAAGAAUGAGAUUAACAGCAUCUACCGAGAGAUGGAAAAAUCCUCAAUUAACAAAAAAUAUUUUGAGGCGGAGGCGCGUAUUCUCAGCCAGUACGAGAUAUACCUGGAAUUUGUGAACGCUAGCACCAAGUUCAAGGAGAGCAGCAAAAGGACAUUCAUAAGACACUUUCAGGCCACGAAAGGGGACCUGAGCCUCCUCACUCUGUACAACAUGGUGAUCGGGGACAACCCAUCUGGGGAGUCAGUGCUGGAGACCGUCCUGGUCACAGAGGAGAGGAGCCGCAAAGCAGUGGAGGAGUUCUGCGCCCAGCUGAAGAAGCUCUUCUUCAUGGGCCUCAUCGCUGUGAUUGGUCAUGCCUCCCUGGAGGACCAGGCAGCAGGCAAACUGCUCCUGAAGGAGUGGGGUGAGAAGAUGGAGGAGGUGGAGAGGCGCAUGAAGGCGGCCGUGGACGACUGCACCAACAACUUCGUUGCCCAGGCCAGAACGGACAUGGAGAACCAGCUGCAGGAGAAAUAGACUAAACUCAUCCAGGAGUUUAUCAACCACUCCUGGACUUCUUGGGGAAGAAGUGCAACUGGGUGUCCUGGUCGGUCAGAGCAUACAGGAUCUCUGGAAUGUGGUUCUGGAACUGGUUAGCAGGCAAAAAUUAUGAGGGAAAAGCAGGGCAAAACAUUUUUGACGUCUCAACUACAAACAACAUCAGCCUCGUGGUGUCGCACAUUCUGAAUAGUCCUGUCCCCUGGGGUCUGUACUAAUAAGGCUUCUGUAGAGCUUGAAUGGUAGUCUAGCGUCUGACAAUAUUCGUCAAUGAAAACUGAAGCAGACUUAGGCUGGAGAUACUGUAGGUUAUUCUAGGGUGUAACUGUGCAUGUAAGUUCCAGUUCUUGUGUUCCUAAGUUAAGCUUCUGCUUUCUACCUUUGCUUAUUUAAUAUACCUUCAACAGGCAAUUUUACCUUUUAAUUGGGCAGUUUUUUUGUGUUUUAACCGACUUGUCUAUCAUCAUACACUGCUGUGCAAACAUGACAGACACAAUCAGGAGUCACACUUUGCUUAAACUUUGGUCAUACCCUCAGUGUAUAUAUACAUAUCAGGUCAUAAAUAAAUUUCAAGUUCAGUCAAGUGUAACAAAGUUAUUUUUAGCAAAAUCAAUGCAAGAGUACAUAAAGUAUUUUGCAUAUGUACAGGGUCAACCUUAAAUGGGAGUCUUGGUGACGCUGUAUCCUGAUGAGUUUUAUGACAAUCCGUAGUUGUGAGUCAGCCUCUCAAGCCAUGUUUCUGACUUCACAUAUGGACAAAGCCUGUUUACCUUACAUUUUUACAUCUUGGAACGUCUUGAUGAUGUAAACCGCAGGUCAAAACUGGGAUGUCCAACGGAUUUCAUGUAAAGCACUGGAGUUGUUUAGGUCAAUAAGAUCUUAAUUGUAGAAAGGGAAAAAGGCGUGGGGAUCCUAAUGGAACAGUCAGGUCUCAGGCAGAACGGAGGCAGAAACUCAACCCUAAGGAAAAAGGAAGAAUGCAGCCGUUCUUCGUAGACACAAUAUGUCUUGUGGACAUUUGGCAUGGGAGUGGUAUUGGUAGAUGAUAAUGUGGAAACCCUGCAGGAGUCUGUGAAGCCAGUGUGCAAAGCCAAGGCAGGGAGAGAGAGGCUUCUGCAAGUGCAGUUGGAGGUGGACAAAGGGGAAGAACAGACGAGAUAUAAGAUGUACAGAUCAAUUGUGUAUUGACUGCACCCCCUCAAAAACACAGCUAGCCCUGCUCGCCAUGGUGUCCUUAUCUCCCAUAACUACUGCAAUAUCAAGAAGAGCCGUCAGCUCGUAAUCAUUUCAACAGCAGAUUUGAAAAAUAGGCACUUAUUCGUUCUGUUUGUCCGUUUGGUCAAAUUCCGACUUACUGUAUAACCCAAAACAAUCGCCAGUGAUAGCUGUGGUUAGUACAGUUUCAAAACUGAAACAGACAAAACCAAAACAAAAAGCUUCAAAUUAAAAAUGUAUGCUGAGCAUAAAGAAUUGUAAAGCCUAACUUUCUAGGCGAAUGAAAGUGUUGCCACUUUUGCAAAUCUUAAGGUUCUUCAAUUAAUUCCAAUCCAAAGUGAAAAAGGUCUUAAAAAGCUUUAGUGCCCAGCAAGCUUUACAAAUCUUGAGCAUCCCACCUAAAAUCCAAAAAAUACAGUAAUUAAUUCAAUAUCCAAAACUGGGUUCCAUGCAGGCUGUAAUCAUGUUUGUUAUUUCUGAUUUGCACAAUGUAAAAUUUUGUAAUGACAAGGAAAGACUGAAUUCUGAUUUUUAUUGUUCUGUCUUCUAAGAAACAGGUUAACGUGUCACAUGUGAUUCUGAAUAUUUUCUGUAUCAGCCUGCUGUUGUUUUUACUCUUGAUGGUUUUUAAUUUGAAAAGAACCAUACAGUACGUACACUAAAUGAGCUGUUAGUGUUGUUUGUAUCCCUGAAGCCCUGUGCUCUCCUGUGUCCAGCCAAGCUCAGCCUGGAUGACUGGAACCUGCCAAUAGUGCUUCUUCCUUAUGUAAAAUUACUCAUGUAACAUUCUGCUUUAAGCUUCAGAAUAGUCUCUGUCCUAUACCAGCUCUGGAACACUACAUAAGAAAUGUAUUGAAGAACUUGCAUGUUAUUUUUUUAAAUCAUGUUGGUCACUGGGUUCUGUAUCCCUCUAUAAUCAGUUAUCAUACUCAGUGAUAUGCGUGUCAUGCAGGUAUAUGUUGUAACCAGAUAUUGUGCUUGUCUUUUGGUUCCAACUAGAAUGAACUUUCAAAAAUAGCAGCUGCCUUGAAAGCACUUAUUCACAGAAUUCACAGAACCACUGAUGUAUGAUUAAGUUAUUUUCUUCCAAUACUGUUUCAAUUUGCUUUUCCUUUUUUUAAUUCAUUAUGUCUGACUGCAGCCAUGAGACAAUAUUAUCAAUAAAAAAUAGG